AUGGGGAGAGCGCCGUGCUGCGAGAAGGUGGGGUUGAAGCAGGGGAGGUGGACUAAGGAGGAGGACGAGAUCCUGGCGAGGUACAUCAAAGAACAUGGCGAAGGCUCAUGGAGAUCACUGCCCAAGAAUGCUGGGUUGCUGCGGUGCGGGAAGAGCUGCAGGCUGCGAUGGAUCAACUACCUGAGGGCGGAUCUCAAGAGGGGGAACAUCACGGAGGAGGAGGAGGAGAUGAUCAUCAAGCUCCACGCCACGCUUGGCAACAGGUGGUCCCUGAUCGCCGGUCAUUUGCCCGGCCGAACAGACAACGAGAUCAAAAACUACUGGAACUCGCACCUGAGCAGGCGGGCUGCCGACUUCCGCGACGGCAUCGUCGUCAACAUCGACCUCAGCAGGCUGCCCGGCGGCGGCAAGCGGCGCGGCGGCCGGGCCAGCCGAGGCAUCCUGGCCGCCGCAGCCAAGGAGAAGAAGGGCAAGAAGGGGAAGGACGACAAGGGCAAGAACAAUGUCGCAGAAGCGGAGCAGCAGCAGCAGCUCAAGGACAGGGAGGAGGAGGAGGACGCCAACGUCUCAACUACGCCGAGGCCUCAGCCUGACUGCGCCACCGCCGCCCAGAGCGAGGAGCAAGCGCAGGCCAGCGCUAGCGGCCUGACCUCCGAUGGGCCCGAGGAGGACCUGCUGGCUCUGAGCGAGGAGAUGGUGAGUGCGCUACUGGCGGCCCCGGGAAGCCCAAAGCUGGAGGUGGGCCCGGAUGGCUCGUGCAUGGACAGUGACAGUGGCCCGUCCGGGGACAGUGGCUGUGGGUCCGGUGGGCCUUCUGGCGACGUGGCCCAUGAGCUGGACCUGGGCCUGGACGACAAGGCCAUCAUGGACUGGGACUUGAUGGGGCUGGACAUCUCGGCCGCCGACGACAUGUGGGACCCGCUGUUGUGGGACUACGACGACGAAACGUUGGUCCCGGAACCGGCAGGAGGAGGGGAGGGGCACCAGCAGCAGGACGAGGUGAUGUCAGACCUCUUCUUCCUGGACAAUCUCUAG
Miscanthus lutarioriparius is the source of this 1035-nucleotide messenger RNA. The record is from the annotation of a GenBank genome assembly. Lineage: Eukaryota; Viridiplantae; Streptophyta; Magnoliopsida; Poales; Poaceae.